Hydractinia symbiolongicarpus is the source of this 1185-nucleotide messenger RNA. RefSeq lists its product as uncharacterized. The record is from RefSeq and is a predicted model, not a curated record. The transcript has 4 exons. Gene Ontology annotation, cellular component: extracellular region. NCBI's taxonomy places the organism in Eukaryota, Metazoa, Cnidaria, Hydrozoa, Anthoathecata, Hydractiniidae. The coding region runs from base 75 to 773 and encodes 232 amino acids.
UGCAGUUGUUUCUGCAAUCAAAGUUUUUGCAGAAAAAAGUUUUGUUGUGAUCUUUUUGCACAGAUUUUGUAAAAAUGAAGAAAGUGCUCCGGUUUUUGUUUAUUUUAUUAAGUGGGGUUAUACCAAUAUGCAAGUCUUUUGACAUCGAAGAUGGAGUGUCAUUUGCAGAUAAAACAACAUUCGCGCAUAAUUUUGUUCGCGAUUUACAUUUGGUGCAAAAUUUGGAAUGGGAUGCUGAUUUAGCAAGCGAAGCACAAAAAUAUGCUGAAGUUUUAGCAGUAGAAAACUCAAUUCAGCAUUCGCAAGGUGCCAAAAAUGGUUACUAUGGAGAGAAUCUUUACAAAGGGUUUGACGGAUUUAAAAGAACCAAAUCGGUCGCUGAAGCCGUCUAUUAUUGGUAUUUGGAAAUAGGUUUAUAUGACUUUAACAAUCCAGCACCGAAUCUAGAAGAAGUUGGUCACUUCACUGAGUUGGUGUGGCGUUCCACGGGAAGAGUGGGGUGUGGUUACUCCGUCGCCGAGAUGUAUGGCGGGUUGAUGACGUAUAUAGUUUGUCGAUAUCGACCGCAGGGAAAUUUGGAUGGAUUGUUUUUACAAAAUGUUCUACCACUCAGAAAUGGAGCCUUUAUACCCAACUCACCAAAUCAAUUGGAAGCUCCUAUUGGAUGUAUAGAUACAUUUCAUGACUGUGUCAAUUGGUUGGGUGUAUGUCGUCAACAAGUAUUUCGUGGACUUAUGUUACGUUACUGCAAGAAAACAUGCAACAUAUGUUAAAUUUAUCAAUGUGUCACACGGGAACUUUUUUAUUGAAUCGGAAGGUUUUUUUAGUUCUUUAGUCACUCUACGUUUCCAAAAUUCUAUUUUCAUGUUGAUAUUUUUGGCUCGCCAAAAAUUUAUAGUUGAAAUUUUAGAUCUUAAACUACUCUUCAAACUAACAUCAAUGUUAGAAAAAACUAUAUAAUAAGUUUUAAUUUUUUCUUUUUUUAUGGAAAUGAUUGUUUUUAAUUACAUCUAGAAGAUAUCCACCCAAAACAUUUACGCAAGGCUCAACUAAGCUACGUUCACCACAGUUUUUAAAUGGUAGAUGAUAUUAUUAUGCGUGUUGAGUCAACCCAUCUGUUAAAACUAACUUGAGUUGAGCCUGAGACAGUUAUUUCAGGCAAAAAAAAUCAAAAUUAUUGAGAAA